CCCGCCCGCCUGCCGGUUUUAAACCGAGGCGGGACACCGCGCUGCUCACUGGCUCUGAGGGUCUGAGGCAGAAACUGCAGCUCACCGCGAAGCUUGCUGCCAACAUGGUGAGGACAAAAGCCGAUAGUGUGCCUGCAUCGUACAGAAAAGCUGUUGCAGCUUCUGCACCCCGGAAGUCUCUGGGCGCCAGUUCAGCCAACACCUCCUCCAGCAGCCAGUCCUCCACACCUGCAAAGAGCAAGUACGCCGGUGGGAACCCCGUGUGUCCUCGUCCCACCCCGACCUGGCAGAAGGGCAUAGGGGACUUCUUCGGGGGGCCCCCCAGGAAGAUGGAGAAAGAGAAGGAGAACCAGCGACCGCAGGAGGUGGAGGACGAUGAAGAGGCCGGUGGCAGCGGGAUGUCAAAGGCCAGCAGGAAAGCCCGACCGCUGCCUGCUGAAGAUGAGGAGGACGACUGAACACCAGAUCAGUUCAACUUGCGAUGUACAUCUGUAUAUAAAUUCUGCUCAAUUCACUGUAUAGUUUUUUUUUUUGUUUGUUUUUUUAAUCAAAUGUGAAUUUCAUUGUUUUUACUAAUAAAACUGGGCUGAAACAAA
Messenger RNA from Archocentrus centrarchus (flier cichlid), 596 nucleotides. It is a transcript of the gene pclaf, whose product is annotated as PCNA clamp associated factor. Gene Ontology annotation, molecular function: chromatin binding. The record is from RefSeq and is a predicted model, not a curated record. The transcript has 4 exons. Gene Ontology annotation, biological process: regulation of cell cycle; translesion synthesis. NCBI's taxonomy places the organism in Eukaryota, Metazoa, Chordata, Actinopteri, Cichliformes, Cichlidae. Gene Ontology annotation, cellular component: nucleus. Bases 105 to 458 code for a protein of 117 amino acids.